Messenger RNA from Impatiens glandulifera, 4162 nucleotides. RefSeq names its product nuclear matrix constituent protein 1-like. The coding region runs from base 303 to 3773 and encodes 1156 amino acids. Gene Ontology annotation, biological process: nucleus organization. Gene Ontology annotation, cellular component: nucleus. The record is from RefSeq and is a predicted model, not a curated record. The transcript is spliced from 8 exons. NCBI's taxonomy places the organism in Eukaryota, Viridiplantae, Streptophyta, Magnoliopsida, Ericales, Balsaminaceae.
AGGUGUGUGUUUCUGAAAAAGUGGGAAGAGAGAGGUUUUCGGAUUUUACCGCUCAGUUACGCCGGAUUUUUGGAAUUCUGUUCACGUCCGUCAGGUUUGCUGUUUCAUUUUCGCUAUUCAUCCCCGGUAAGUUAGGGCUAUUGUCUAAAUCUUGAAUUAGGUUUUGAAUCGAUUGGUCUGGAUUCUGGUUUCUGAACGCCUCUUCUUCCAGAUGCGCUUGUUGAUUCGUAUUAUUGGAUGUGCUCCUUGUAGACUGGAUCGCCAAUCUUGAGAGUCUGAUAUAUUUUUAGGGUUUUCCAGUGAUGUUUACUCCUAAGAUGAAAGGGUGGUGGAAGGAGGGUACUUUAUCUUCUCCCGCAUCGAAUUUAAGCCCUAGAAAUGGGGAAACUUCUGUGAAGGGUAAGGCAGUUGCUAUCAUGGAGUCAACUCCUCCCGGAACUAUGGUUCUUACAGGAUUAGAGGAUGACAGCGAAGGACUGGUUCAGAAGGUUGCAAGACUUGAAAAUGAGCUGUUUGAGUACCAGUACAAUAUGGGUCUUCUAUUGAUUGAGAAAAAGGAGUGGACCUCGAAAUUUGAAGAACUCAGACAAGCCUUAGCUGAUGCAAAAGAUACCUUCCAGAGAGAACAAGAAGUUCAUCUCAUCUCUUUAUCUGAGGUUGAGAAACGGGAAGAGAACUUGAUGAAGGCGUUAGGCGUUGAGAGGCAGUGUGUGACAGAUCUGGAGAACGCAUUGCGUGAGAUGCGAUCUGGCAAUGCGGAAAUCAAGUUCACGUCGGAUUCCAAGCUGACUGAGGCAAAUGCUCUUGUCAUUAGUGUUGAGCAGAAGUCGUUGGAAGUAGAAGCAAAAUUACAUGCUGCAGAUGCCAAAUUUGCAGAAUUGAGCAGAAAGACCUCAGAGAUAGAGAGAAAAUCGCGUGAGGUUGAGGCUAAAGAGAAUGCGCUUCGAAGAGACCGUCUAUCAUUGAAUUCAGAGCAGGAUGCACGCAACAAUGCCAUAUAUAAAGAGAGAGAGGAAUUACGAGAAUGGGAAACUAAACUUCAACAAGAAGAAGAGAGGCUAUCUGAAUUAAGGAGGAUACUUAACCAAAGAGAGGAAAGAACAAAUGAGAAUGACCAUUCUUUGAAGCAGAAACAAGGGGAGAUUGAAGAGUUGCAGAAGAAGAUUGAUGUAGCUAACACAAAUUUGAAAAUGAAGGAAGAUGAUUUAUCCAGGAGGAUAGUCAACCUCACCAUUAAGGAGAAGGAAGCUGAUGCUGUGAAGAAUCAUUUAGAGAUGAAAGAAAAAGAAUUAUUAGCAAUGGAGGAGAUGCUUAGUGCCAGAGAAAAUGUUGAAAUCCAAAAGCUACUGGAUGAGCAUAAAGCCAUACUUGAGUCAAAGAAACAUGAGUUUGAGGUAGAAAUUGAACAGAAAAGGAGAGUUUUUGAUGAUGAAUUGAAAACCAGAGCAAUUGAAGUCGACAAGAAGGAAGUUGAAAUGAAUCACUUAGAGGAGAAAAUUAAGAAAAGGGAGCAGGCACUUGAAAAGAAACUGGAGAAAUUCAAGGAGAAAGAGAUAGAUUUGGAAUCAAAGUCAAAAUCUUUGAAGGAAAAGGAGAAAUCCAUCAAUGAUGAAGAGGAAAAGUUAGAGACUGAAAAGAAAGAAAUUCUUGUGGAUAAGGAAGAAAUGAUAAAUCUCAGAAUAGAGCUAGAGAGGAUGAGAGGUGAAAUUGAAGAACAACAUUCAAAGAUAAACGAAGAGAGGGAUCAGCUUAAAAUAACCGAGGAAGAGAGGGAAGAAUACUUGCGUCUGCAAUCAGAGCUAAAGCAGGAGAUUGAAAACUAUAGGUUGCAGAAGGACCUACUAGUGAAGGAAACUGAGGAGCUAAGGAGGGAAAAGGAGAGGUUUGAGAAAGAGUGGGAAGAAAUGGACGAGAAAAGAGUUUCUGUUGCUAAAGAGCUUGAAUAUCUCACUCUUGAAAAAGAAAAAUUUGAGAAGCAAAUACGAUUAGAGGAAGAGAAACUAAAUGAUGAGAAAUCGACCACACAGGAGUACAUUAAGAGGGAGCUGGAAACUCUCAAGCUUGAUAAAGAGUCAUUCGCUGCCAGCAUGGAACACGAGAAGGCAGUUAUAGCUGAAAACACUCAAAGUGAAAGAAGACAAAUGCUUGAACAAUUUGAUGUGCAAAAAAGAGAGCUCGAGACCGAAAUGCAGAAGAAAUGGGAUGAUAUGGAAAACCAACUGCGUGUGAAGGAAACACAGUUUGAGGCAGAAAGGGAGAAAGAAAUGAGCAACAUCAAUUAUUUGAGGGAAGUGGCUAGAAGAGAAAUGGAUGAGAUGAAAUUGGAAAGAUCGAGGUUAGAGAAAGAGAAACAAGAAACAGCUGCUAACCAGAAGCAUAUUGAGGUUCAGCAGAUUGAAAUGCGGAAAGAUAUUGACCAGCUUGUUGGCCUCAGCAGUAAGCUGAAAGAUCAGCGCCAACAAUUUAUUAAGGAAAGAGAACGAUUCAUCUCCUCCAUCGAGAAACACAGGAAUUGCACGACCUGUGGGGAAAUUGCCUCCGAUUUUUUAAUUUCUGAUAUCCUAUCUUUGCCUGGAAACGACAUUGUUGAUGCACUUCCAUUGCCAAGCUUGGCUGAUGGUUAUAUCCAGGCUUCUGAAGGACAGCAACAACCUCAGGCGUCUCCUGCUGGCGUUGCUAGCUCGUUAUCUCCCGCCUCCAAGGGAACAGUAUCUUGGAUUCGGAAAUGCACCUCUAAGAUAUUUCAGUUCUCACCUACAAAAAAAAUGGAAUUACCGCCUCCUGAAAAUUUGAAUGUUGCAACAACAUCUGAGAAGAAGCAUGUUGAUGAAGAACAACCAUCUACAAGAUUGCUCCUUCCUGAUUUUGAGGUAGCCGAGGAGUCUAUUGAUAUUCAGGAACAUCGGACAGAUGUUGGUAACCAAGAAUUAGGAGCUGAUCUAAAUGGCAUGGUUGAGGAAAAUCUUCAAGAUCAAUUGCAAUCAGAACCUAGAGGGAGCCAGAGACCUGGCACUAGAGGCAAGCGACGGAUUCACAGAACACGUUCUGUGAAGGAAGUUGUGACGGAAGCCAAGUCUAUAUUGGGGGAUGAUUUUGAGCGGGGUGAACAUGGUAAUGGUAGUAUUGCAGAGCUGAAUAGUGUUGAUGAAAACAGGGAGGAAUCCGUUCCUUUGGAUGAAGGAAAAUCCAGGAAUCUACGAAAACGUACUAGAGCUCUUACUUCUCAAUCCACAGCUAGUGAGCAAGAUAUUGAGCAUAGUCAUUCUGAGAGUGUAUCUGUAGAUGGCCGCAGGAGUAGACGCAAAACCGUUCAAGCUACACAGUCGACAAUGGGAGGAGGAGCACCACGGUACAAUUUAAGGAGACCCAAAACUAGUGUUCCUAAGGUGGCUAAUGGAGCGGUUUCUGGUCGAGGCAGAGCUAAAGUUCUUUCUAAUAGUAGGGUGAUAAGAGAUGAAAUUUCCGACUCCAACGCUGCAGAAGCACAUUCAAUCAGUAUUGCCAGUGAGAAUGGAGGGAGCACACAACAUUUGCAGGUGGAAGAAGGGGGAGCGGAUCAUCUGGAAGGCAAUGCUGAUACUACAAGUAAGCUGGCGGAGGAGGAGGAAGUUUUGAGCGACGAGAUUGAAGGAACACCAAAAGGGAAAAAUGCAAAGAGGGAGGAUGAAGAAGAAGAAGAUGAGGAAGAAGAUGGAGAGGAGGAUGAGGAGGAGGCACAGCAUCCGGGUGAAGUGUCUGUAGGAAAGAAACUGUGGACCUUUCUCACAACAUGAUGAAGGGGGGCCAUUACAUUCUUUCAAAUUGAGUCCACUCUGGGUGGAUGUAAUUUUAGAUUUUAGGAAGAAGAAGAAGGGUAUGUUUGUUUGCUUUGUUUGUACUGGUAGCUUUAAUUAGGUCAUCGUGUUCUCGUCGUCGUCCUCUUAUUAGGUGUGCAUUAGCAUGAAAAGUUAAAAAAAUCAGCCACGAGAAAUAGGACUAAAAAGUGGGCGAUUUUUAGUAGGUGAUUGGUGAAGGAUAAUAAUGGUGUAGGUUGUAGUAGAAUGAUUGAUGGUAGUUUAUCUAUCUUUUGGAGACUUGUUGAUUUCUUUUGGUUUUUGACAAUUACUACUGUAUCAUCAUCAACCCAUCUUUUUGUAAUUUUUUCUUUUCUUUUUUGGAUUCA